AUGGCGACAACCAAAAAAGCACGUACACACCCGCCAUACGAACUACUAUAUUGGCCAGAGAUUCCUGGGCGCGGCGAGUUCAUCCGACUGGUCUUUGAGGCAGCACGUGUCUCUUACAAGGACCCCGCCAACGAGCCUGAUGGGCCGGGUGCGCAAGUCGUCGUUUCCUUGACCUCGGGCGCAGAUGACAAACCACCCGUCUUCGCCCCACCUGCGCUCAAGGUGCCUGGCGAGGGCAAAGAUGGUGCUCCUCUGCUCCUCUACCAGACCCCAACCAUCCUCUCAUAUCUCGGCGACAAGCUGGGCCUCGCUGGCCAAGAUGAGGUGGACAAGACGACUGUCUUAUCCCACGCCCUCACCGCCCUGGACCUCAACAAUGAAACCCACGACACCCACCAUCCCAUAGCCGUGAGCAAGUACUAUGAGGACCAAAAGGAUGAAGCCCUCAAAAAGGCCACAGAAUUCCGCGAGAACCGCAUCCCAAAGUUCUUCUCUUUCUUCGAGCGCGUUUUGAAAGCCAAUGAGGCUCAAGGACAGGGCAAGUUCCUCGUUGGCAGCAAACUAACCUAUGCCGAUACCACCCUCUGGCAAGUCCUGAGCGGCCUCAAGUUCGCCUACCCCAAUGAGCUGAAAGCCAGAGAGAAGGACUACCCGUUGCUGUUUGGCUCCUUUUACGAAAAUGUGGCCGAGACCAAUGGGAUCAAGGAGUACCUGGCGAGUGAGAGAAGGCUGCCGUUUAGUAUGGGAGUCUUUAGGCAUUAUCCGGAGCUUGACCGGUCUUAG
This is a messenger RNA of Bipolaris victoriae FI3, 783 nucleotides long. RefSeq lists its product as hypothetical. Bases 1 to 783 code for a protein of 260 amino acids. Gene Ontology annotation, molecular function: glutathione transferase activity. The record is from RefSeq and is a predicted model, not a curated record. The transcript has 2 exons. Gene Ontology annotation, biological process: glutathione metabolic process. Lineage: Eukaryota; Fungi; Ascomycota; Dothideomycetes; Pleosporales; Pleosporaceae.